This is a messenger RNA of Dalotia coriaria, 939 nucleotides long. Its product is annotated as lipase 1-like. The annotation marks the transcript as partial. The record is from RefSeq and is a predicted model, not a curated record. Gene Ontology annotation, biological process: lipid metabolic process. The transcript is spliced from 2 exons. Lineage: Eukaryota; Metazoa; Arthropoda; Insecta; Coleoptera; Staphylinidae.
UGGUCAAUGUUGUUUUACUUUAGUCAACUUUAUUAACUUUAAAUAAGUUCGAAUAAAACCUUCGUCGCGUCGCCUGCCUUUCGCUUUCGAUUCGAUGCGUGAUUUGACUUUAUUUUUCGAACAUCACUUCAUUAUUAUUAACGCAUUCGAGCGCUGCUCAUUUAAAAAUAAAAUGUGAAUACAAUUGAAUGGUGACAUAAAUUUCCAUGGAUGAAUUGUAAAGUUUCCGAUUAAAAAUUGUGCAGUGAUAGUGUACUAGCCAGGAGAAUCAUCAUGGGACGAGUGACUUAUAUUUUUAUCGCUAGUUUAGUGAUUUUCCUCGCGUAUGGAUUCAAACAACUUUCGAAAUUAGAUUUAGCGUAUCCAGAAGUUGGAUAUUCCAUUGAUCAAUUUGUAAAUUCACUUGGAUAUUCUUUUGAAUAUCAUUCUGUGACAACUAAAGAUGGCUACAUAUUGGAACUCCAUAGAAUACGUUCAGAAUCAUCUAAAUCAACUCCAAAAAAACCUCCGAUUCUAUUGAUGCAUGGCUUAGUCUGUAGUUCUUUUUCCUAUUUAACGAGUGGUGAAAAAUCCUUGCCUUAUUACCUCGCCAAAAACGGUUUUGACGUCUGGUUAGGCAAUGCUAGAGGAAAUGCAUUCUCUCGUAAACACAUCGCAAUAGAUCCCGAUGUCAAUCCAAAACAAUUUUUCGACUUUUCAUGGCAUGAAAUAGGCUCUAUUGACUUGCCAACAAUAAUUGAUUACAUUCUCACGCAAACUAAGCAUAAAAAGUUGUAUUAUGCAGGUCAUAGUCAAGGUAGUGUGUCUUUUUAUGUGAUGAUGAACGAGCAUCCAGAAUAUAACGAAAAGGUUGAAGUAAUGCUGGCGCUGGCUCCAGUCGUGCACACGAAGGAGAUUAAGUCAUGGGCGUUCAAUAUACCUGCGAGGCUCCAAGGUUUU